Messenger RNA from Microthlaspi erraticum, 1041 nucleotides. Lineage: Eukaryota; Viridiplantae; Streptophyta; Magnoliopsida; Brassicales; Brassicaceae. The record is from the annotation of a GenBank genome assembly.
AUGUUGGAAACUGGAGAAAGCUCGGAGACUAUGAUGGAAACCGGAGAAAGCUCGGAGACUCAGCCUCUCAAAGUACUUCUUGACAUCCCAAAGAAGCAUCUACGUGUACUCGAUGAGAUAAUGAAGCUUGUUGACCCUAAAUUGCAACCGUUAGUUGCCGAUGUCCUUCAGAUGGUGCCUAAGGAUGUACUAGCAGCCAUUGUAGCAAGUGAACCUGAUCCCGAGAUAAAAGUUAUCGAGUGUGUCAACAAAGUAGGUGGAAAGACCCGAUGUGUGAGAUAUGCGUGUUGGCUCAAACAUCAGAAAUUGCAGCUCAUCCCAGAAUCCGUGAAGGGGGUGAGAUGGCAAGAUAUGAUGGGAGCAUUGAGAAAUCAAACAGACCAUGAUGUUUGUUGGGCCAUUGUUGUGAGUGAGCUCAUAUGGGCUGUGAGACAAAUUGAAAAACGUGAUGAAGACGUCAACAUAAGAUAUUCACCGCAGGAGUUGAUUGACUUUGUAGACGCUGAGCAACGAAAAGUGGGGAGCAAGGAAGGUCACUACUGCUACCCGUUGAAUCUCACCAAGGGUUUUGAGUACGUUAAGAAGAAUGGAAUUCAGAGAGAAGAAAACAGACCCUUCAUUGGAUGUUCUAAAGAGCCCAUCGGUGCAGCUUUGGCGAUAUUUCUCCCGGAGUACAGAACUAUUGGAGAUAAAAUAUAUCGUGGACCUGAGAGUCAAAAUUCUAAAUUAGAGUGCCUGCAUGCGAUUUCUCUAGUGGACGCGGGUGAAGAAAACGGGGAGAAAUAUGUUCUAGGGAGAACAAGCCAUGGAGAUGGAUUCGGAAAGGAUGGCUACAUAAAGAUUUCACUGGAAGUUGUCAUUGCCUUCAUACCCACACCUGGGGAAAUUGACGAUCCCAUCGCUGUGAAAUAUUUUAGCAAGCCCAGAUCACUUAUUGGAAGGUUCAGCUAUCCAAGGUUACUCACAGAGGAUGAGGAGGAGUUAAGAAAGAAGAUGGAUCAAGACAAGCUCCAAGUUUCCUACGACGGAAUGGAGCUUUGA